AAAUGAAUUAGAGGUUAUAAAAUAGACUGCUAGAGAUAAGUCUCACCAGUGAUUGUUCAUUAAAAAUUAACUCAGUUUUUGUUUAUAAAAAAUACACAAUGCUGAGAGUCAGUAGCCGUUUGUUCGGAAUAAUUUCUCAAGUUCGUCCGUUCGCGAGCUCAGUUUCGCCAGCUUUCAAAGUUCAAGAUGAUAAAGAUUUUACUGAAAGAGUUAAAAACUCCAAAGUUCCUGUUAUCGUUGACUUUUUUGCGACGUGGUGUAAUCCGUGCCGAUUGUUAACUCCGCGUUUGGAGUCAGUUAUUGCUGAGAAACAGGGAAAAAUACUGCUAGCCAAAGUUGAUAUUGACGAAAAUGCUGAACUUGCCAUGGAUUACCAGGUUCAAACAGUGCCAGUUAUCAUGGCAAUGAAAGACGGCAAAGUUUUGGAGCGAAUUGUCGGUCUGCAGGACACAGACAAACUCAGACAGUUUGUUGAUAAAUACGCAGACCCAUAAAUGCGAUUAAUAGAAAAAAAAUAAAUUCAUGAUUUAAUUUAGUUAUUUAAUUGUUUGAAUUUUUUAAAUAGAAAUUAAAAAUGUUUAUAAAUGAUAAG
Messenger RNA from Cotesia glomerata, 592 nucleotides. RefSeq names its product thioredoxin, mitochondrial-like. Gene Ontology annotation, cellular component: cytoplasm. NCBI's taxonomy places the organism in Eukaryota, Metazoa, Arthropoda, Insecta, Hymenoptera, Braconidae. The transcript is spliced from 3 exons. The record is from RefSeq and is a predicted model, not a curated record. Gene Ontology annotation, molecular function: oxidoreductase activity, acting on a sulfur group of donors, disulfide as acceptor; protein-disulfide reductase activity. The coding region runs from base 99 to 494 and encodes 131 amino acids.